AUGAUAGGUAAGAUUUCUUUUGUGGAGGGCUUGGCUGUCGGUGCCGGCGCGGACGGGUCGACUGAAGCAGCCGCGGCUCACAGCGCUGCUCUUGCGUAUCCCGGGAGCGACGAGCCAUUGCCCAGCUAUGCCUCCAUCAUUUUCUCGGGCAGCUCCACCGCUUUCAAGGUGCAGCAGCUGUACCACGUGAGUCGCCAACACGUGAUGCGCAACUUCACGGCCCUCCGUCCAUGGUCGGAGUUCUUCGACACCACGUUCUUCCACUCACCAUCCGGAGUGACAGACACCGUGAACCGUCUGAACCGCAACCUCCCCUACUUUUACGCAAACUACUUGGUGCUGUCAUUUAUCUGCUCCUCCUAUAUCCUUCUCAUCAACCUGCCAUUUGCAGUGUACACCGUGAUGAUGGUGGCAUGGUACAUGUUCAUCCGAAACCGCUCUGCCAUAGUGGCCGCUCUCGCCGCCCAAGGUGCCUCUGAAGAAGAGCAGAUGGUGUACAUCGCAAACCGCCCUUUCACUGUAUCGCAGCUGUACCUGAUGCUCGUCGUGUUCGGUGUUGUCGGCUUCUACCUCACCGGUGGCAGCUCCGUCAUCUUCUGGUUAUCGUUGACAUCGCUUGGUGUGUCAGUCGGCCAUGCAUCGAUGCGUCGUCCCCCCAUCCAAGACUCCGCCUUCGACUUUGUGUAA
Messenger RNA from Leishmania braziliensis MHOM/BR/75/M2904, 687 nucleotides. RefSeq lists its product as hypothetical. The record is from RefSeq and is a predicted model, not a curated record. Lineage: Eukaryota; Euglenozoa; Kinetoplastea; Trypanosomatida; Trypanosomatidae. The coding region runs from base 1 to 687 and encodes 228 amino acids. Gene Ontology annotation, cellular component: Golgi apparatus. The transcript has a single exon.